GAAGUUGAUCUUUCUAAUCUCCAGGGUGCAUCUGAUACAUUGUCCGACCCCAAUCUCAAAAACCCAUUAAGGAAUACGAUACCGGACUGGUCGUCACAAGCUUUAGAUGCAAAGUUAAAUAAUCAGCCUGAUUUUGAUGUAGUGUUGCAAACUCACGACACCACAGGAACAGUAUCUCAGUCAGAACAAGAUGAAGCUUUUCGAGCCACCAGAGACGUUUUGGUUGGUACUGCUGUGCAAAAGAACACCUUGGCCGGCCUAAAUCCAUCUCCAGCCAAUUGGCUGCAGACAACAAAUGGGGAUAUUGACACAAAAAUGAAGGGAGUCGAUGAGGAGCUUAGUCAGGCCAUAGCAGAUGAAGGCGAAACUAAAUUGAAAUUUGAACUUACUCAGAGUAUUAUUAAAAACAGUCAAAAAGCGAUUAAAGAGUGGGAUAAAUUGAAGCAAACCGACGUAUCAGCAACUUCAAGUACAAAAAUUGUUGAAGAGGAGACUGUUGGGACCGGAAAAUCAAAACACUUAGAGGUGACAGUUCACGAAACAGAUAAGGUAUCCAUGAAGGAGGUAUUCAAACUUCUGCAAUUUUAUCCAGAGUUAUAUCCUAGCCAAGGAAACAAACAAACAAGGUUCGAAGUUCCAAUUGGCGGGGAGGAAAGUAAAUUUCGUUUAAGUAAGGCCCCAAGGGGGGUAAACCAGAUAUUGGUCCAUACUAAUGAUGCUGAUUGGCCUGGUACUACGAGAAGGGGCCGCAAAGGAAAAGGUGGAGUCUGGGCACCUGAUUACGACACAAUGGUAGAUGACGUUCUUAAGAGGUUCCCUAACCGUGAUAGGCUGGCGAACGCUAUGCUAGAUUCCGUUGACAACGAUCUUGACAGUCAGCCUGAUUUUUCAAGAAAACUGAAAAUCUCGGGCAAAAGUAAAGAAUCUGCCGACACAAAGCGGGCCACAGUAGAAUUUAUGGUUGUCUCAAUGGUUGCAGAAGCGGCUCAGCCCGCCGAUGAGUUCAAAACCAAGUUUAUAAAGGACCUAGCAAAAACGAUAAGAGACCAGGAAAGUUUUCCAGAAGCUAAAGACAUUCCUAAUCUGGCAAAGCUGAAAGGGAAAAAAUCAGGAAGAAGUCCCGCGAUGGACGAAGUUGUCGAUGGUAUGCUAAGAAACGUCGGACGUAAACGAAAACGCAUAGACGAAGUCUUCAGCAAAGACGAAUUUCCGGUGAGAAAAAGAGGUGGGACGAGGCAAGGGCGCGUUCUGGUACAUAAGCAAGGGAGCGAGACAGUCCCUUCAUAUCUUAUCCGCAAACGUGCCGCUGGAGAUCACGAUGGAGAGGUUAUUGCUAGAAAGGUCGCCAGAUACUGCACAGGGACAAGACGUAGGAGAAAGCGGUUUGCUUGUUCACUAAACGAUAGAGACUCCACUGUUGUCGAUGAGGAUUCUAUCAAAGUUGAUGAAGACAAGGUGGAGUUUGAUGUGGCAGACCGCCGUAAUGCCAAAGAACGAGAACAUAUUCGGUUAGAAGUAAGCCCUGAUGAGUUAGCUACACCCAAGCUGAUCAAGGACAAUCUAUCAAAAUCUCGGAGGACUGGAGCUAGUGAGGCAUACUCAAAGGUCAAUAAAGGUCUAGCUGUUCAUGGUCUGAUAUUUUCCGUUCUCGGCGCUGUUAACUACUUCGAAGAGGGUGACAACCUUCGGGGUGCCAUAUCCGUGGCCCAGUCUGCCCAUACACUAGGGGGACUAACUGGUCUCAAUGAAAUAGUAUCUAAGGUUGGUAAAAGAGUUUUGAGCAGUGCGGCCAAAGGGUUAGCAAAAGGUUUGAAUCUGGAAAAAGGUUUAGAAAGGUUAUCCACCAAACUGGAAAGGUUUGCGGAGAGAGGAGUCGGUGAGCUACUUGGCGACAUACCUGUGGUUGGACUUGCGUUCGAUGUCUACUUCAUUGAACAAGACAUCGAACAGAUUGCUAAUUUAAAUCUUAAUGAUCCAGAAGACCUCAAACUAUUACCACUUCGUGUUAUCGAUUUAGCACUUGAUGUUAGCACUACAGUUCUGAGCUUAGUAGGAACAUUUUGCCCUGAAGCAGAAGUGGUCACAGAGCCUCUAGUCAUUGUCCUUUCAAUAAUACGAAUGGCUAUUGACGACUUUUACAUCGAUAUUAUGGCGGAAAUGGAGAAAAUAAAUUGGAAAAGUCCGUGGGCGGGAUUAGAGUUUCUUGGAGCACUGGUCAAGGGAUUCUUGGAGGGAGCUGUAGAUUUCCUAACAGGUGGCUUAAGAAGACAGAUGGAGAAUUACAGGAAACAGGUAGAAUACGAUAAAAAACUUCUUCGAGACUUGAAGAAUCCUGACAAUUAUUACACAAUAGUUGCAAACAAACAAGGGGGUGGCGGGACAAUCGAUUUCACGUCGGGAAGGCUAUCAAGUUUUGGUGGCUACAUCAACUUUAGGCUUCAUGACAACAAUCGAGCUACUUUAGAAAUCGGAGAUGUCUCUGGCAGCGAGAGUACAAUACGCAAGACAUUUACAGUGGGUUCUAAUCUUAAAGACAUUGUCCUUGGGAUCGGAGAAUCAAGGUCUUUCACCUACAAGCAUGAAACUGCGAAGCUGUGGUUCGUUAUUCCAAUUAAGUCAUACGAUGUAAUAUGUGGAGCAAAUCUCCAUGAGAAGUCUGUUUACGGAACUUAUUAUGGAAACUCUAACAAUAACACAUUUUACGCCGUACAGAAUCCAAAGCCCACAACCAAACCGCCCGGCAAAGAGAACCAAGAUUGUAACUUUGGAAAUCUCAACCUUAAGUUCGUUACAGGAAAUUACCAUUACAAUCUGUAUGGGAGGGGUGGUAGCGACACUUUUUAUCUCGGACCGGAAAUGUCCACUGUCACAGGAGGAUCAGAAAGUGAUCUGUACAUUAUUCAGUCAGAUGGCGGAAAAACCAUAGUAGAUAACUUUGCUGAAGAUAACAAACGCGACAUCAUUGUAAUAAACGUUGCUUUUGAUAGUAUUCAAUGUCAUCAGAGUAGAACCGAUCUUGACGUCUCUUAUUCUAUGAGUCAUCACAUUCGUAUCAAGAACUGGUUUAUUCCUGGAGAUCCCACCUACUACCGCCACGUCUCGUUUCGCAGUCUGGAUGGAGUCAUUUUCGUCCCGAAACAGAUCUUGAAUAGCGAAGAUAUCCAUCCCGUUCGAUGUGUAGCAGUGGCUCUUGACUUCGGCGCAGCAAAGUCAGCUCAAACGGUUUUACUAAAUACUACGAAAUACAGUCAAGUUAAGCAAGUUUCGGGCUCAAAUAGCUCUGAUACCAUCAUCGGUAACGAUGUCAAUAACGUCCUAGAAGGCGGUCGUGGAGCUGAUCAUUUAACUGGAGGUAAAGAUGAAGACACCUACAUCAUCAGAGAAAGCGAAGGAUGCGAUGUUAUCAAUAACAAUGCAGACGACUUCUUAAACACUACUGACAUUGUUGUAUUCGAUGUACCCUUUGAUAGGAUAGAAGUUCAGAUACAAGGCAAUGACCUGUCUGUUACCGAUAGGGACAAUGCGCAAAGCUCAUGCUUUACCAUAACAAAUUGGACCAUAGGAUUCCGAUAUAGACACAUUCUAUUCACGUCUAAAGAUCACGUUGUUUUCAACGUUUCCACAAGCGAAGACGACAGUGUAAUGAAAGUUCCAAUCAUGCUGGAUUACAAAACUUCCCCCUCUGGGGUCUGUGUCGAUUUGUCCGAUUCACCAAGUCCAACCUGUGUCAAACCUGCGGGUUACACCAACAUCGCCACCGUUUCAGAUUCGCCACAUAACGAUCGCGUAGUGGGAAAUGCACAAACCAACUUUUUAAGCUGCACUGGUGGAGAAGAUUUCCUUGAGGGCGGAGAGGGAACGGACAAUUAUGUGGUCAAGAAAACAUGUCAAAAAGCAACGAUCAAUAAUUAUGACGGUCGCAAAAAAGUUGAUUUAGUGUACAUAGAGGAAACGUUUCUGAACUUACAACCGCAGAGGAACAACAAAGACUUAAAGGUACUCUCAAGUCAUGGGACACCAACUGUUGUACUCCGCAACUGGUUUAACUCCUCUUACAACCAACAUCUAGGGAUAAGAACUAUCGAUGGUAUUACACUUAGAAUAGAUAACGCGACUGGAACAUUCGAGCCAUAUGAAGUAUCUAAGGAUCCUGCUGAAUGUCAAUGCACGAACGCCGGCUGUGACCGGGGAAUAAUAGAGUACAAUCUUACCAGUGAUCCUUGGAAACAUUUGGCCCGUUUUGAAUUGAAAUCAAGCCACUGCAGCUACAAAAUUUACGGCAAUGAACUUAACAAUUACCUUGAUCCAGGAGCAGGCAAUGGUUAUAAUUACCAGCACUUGGAAGGAAAGAAUGGAUCAGAUACCUACGUGUUUAAACACGGGUAUGGGGAGUUUAAUGAAAUAAACAAUUAUGCGGAAGACGGCAAGGCAGACGUCCUCCAAAUUGGAACGGACUUUGACGAUAUCCGCGUAUAUUUUCACGGACAAAAUGACGUCAUUCUUGCAUCGAAUACACGCCCCAGUUCACUAAGUGUUUUAAUUCUCAAUUACUUUCGCGGCCGUAAGUAUCAGCAUCUCCAGGUGAUAUCAGAGGACAAGAUUGUCUUUAAUAUUUCCAAAAAUUAUCCUUACAGAGAGAUAAUCGCCGUCGAUCGCAGAAUCAUUGAUUCGCCACAAAACAUCGAUCCGCAAAAGAAUAGCUUAAUCGCCGCAGCCUUAGACUUUAGGGGAUCCCUUACCGCUUCGAACAACCUGACAGGAAGCAACACAACAUUAGAAAUCGAGGGUGGCGCUCAAGACGACAUUCUACGCGGAGGACAACAAGGAACAAUUUUUGAUGGAAAGCAGGGUAAUGAUACGAUUUAUGGUGGUGCUGGUAACGAUAUUAUUUUCGGUGGUGAUGGUGAUGACGUCAUAUUUACUGGUAACGGAGAUGACUACAUUUAUGGGGGGAACGGAGCGGACAACAUAAAUGGCGGAAAUGGCAGUGAUACACUUGCCUUCAAAGGUGAUGGUUUUCUUCGCCAAGGUGUCACUGUUGAUCUAAACAUCGGAUUUGGACAACAGGCUGAUGCAGAGGGAGAUGUCUAUACGAGCAUCGAAAACGUUUACGGUACGAUACACGAUGACUUUUUGAUCGGAUCUGAUUCUGAUAACAAGCUGUACGGUCUUGAAGGAAACGACACACUGGCACCCCUUGGGGGUGCUGACAAACUUGUAGGGGGUGAAGGAGAAGAUUUAUAUCUACUAGAUAAGGCCUCGGGGUUAAAAAUUAUCGAUAACUAUGCAGAUGAUAAAGUUGAAGACACCCUCUCACUGACUCAUUUGAACUCCACUAAUGUGUGCAUCUUUUUAGUUGGCGACGACCUACAUAUACAAGAUAAUACAUCUGACUUGGCUUCUGUACUUUUUCACGGUGAGCUUUUGACAGUUAUAAUAUCAAACUGGAACGUGAAUGAAACUUACAAACACCUUAAAGUCUUAUUUAAUGAUACUAUAUGGGAAAGUUUCGCUUUAUCGGGCAUCGGUACAAUACUGGACAAGUUAGAAGAAAGUGCCAAUUUUAUCGAGAACGGAACGAACCUGGAAGUUGUGACAGUGAGCGGCGACAAUGUAAGCUUAUCAUGGAACCAAAACAGUGAACUUUUGACACAUCCACAGACCGAGCUGUUUCUUGUUCAUUUUAAACAAGACGAACCCACGAGCUUGGAAAAAAUACAGGUGGAGAGUCAAACAUCUUUAACUGUUUCGUCUCUUAAUGCUUCCUCUCACUAUGUUUUCGCUCUCGCAUUAACAAAGUGUAACGGGACAAUCGCUGUAUCCCAUACGCUUAUAACUUACGGACUCCAAAGAUCUUGCCCCACAGCGCAGGUGCCAAACUCGAAUGCUGAGUACACUCCAUCGACUUCUGCUUUAGCACCAGCUCAUGGUACCAUUGCAAGUGUGAACUGUAAUACUGGAUAUAACAUUGAGAGGGACGAAAAUCAACUAAACACGACUUGCUUAGACCAAGAAUGGAUCCCCUCCCUUCCAAUUUGUAAGAGAAUAAAACAAUGCCCUGUCCUUACCAAGCCAACUAACGGAGAGAUUUCAACUAACGGGCAUGAUGAAGGAUCAAAAGCUUACUUUGUCUGUCACAAAGGAUUUGUGCUUAACGGAUCCAGGGAACGCACCUGUGUAGAUGAAUCCUGGGACGGGUCAGAUCCUAAUUGCCUGCCGCUAAGCUGCCCGAGUCCACCACCAAUCAAUAAUGGAUCGUAUGAACCUUGUGAUUACAUAAAGCAUACAAAGACAUACGGCACGAUAAGUACUCCCCUUGAAGGCUAUUGUGUUAAACUUGAAUGUGACAACUUAUACCUACCAAGUCACGUAUUUCAUGGAAAGACGUAUCUUCCUCGAUGGGAAAGUGACUGGGAGAUACCUCAAGGCGGACGGGUGUGCAGCGAUGGAAAAUGGAUUGGGUAUGUGGACGACACCUGCGAGCUCACUAUUAGACUCGUCAAUGUGAAUAACCAGUGGAGUAAAACCAGUGGCUUUCUUCAACUGUGGAAAAAUGGAGUUUGGACGAACCCUACGUCCACCCCAGCACAAAACAUCCUUAAUCUUUCCUGCAAAAGUGCUGGGAUAAAUGAUCCUUCUAAUGUUAGGCACAGUACCAGCAACUCCAGGAUAAGGGUUACAUGCUCUAAGCUACGCUUGACUCAACCGAUGCCAACUAUGUAUGAAGGAAGAGUUGAAGUAUUAACUGAUGAUGGCUGGGAAGGAGUAUGCGUCACGGAAACAGGGGCAGCGGCAAAGACCGCGAGCAGGGAAAUUUGCGAGGAACUUGGCUUUAACUUCAAAACCGCAGUUGUGAGCAUCAGCACUGGCUGGACAGACCAUAGACUCCAAUGUUCAGCGUAAGUAAAAAUAGACUGGGACCCCUAGUUAUAAUAGUCGCCAGAGGAACACACAAGAGUGGCCAAAAGAUGCAUAUUAUAAUGGUGUUCAUAUUAUCAGAGCUCGCUUCAUGAUAAACGCGACAGACAUAUCUCUUAUUGUUACCAAAAUAUAGGAUACAAACUAAAUGCAACAAAGAUAUGUGUAAUUUCUCAAUCUUAAAACUGUAGAACCCAUACUACCACAAGUUAGUAUCAUGAUUCCCAUACUGCUACACUCCAGUCAUCGGGGAACUUGGUUUACGCAAGUUAAGCAGGCCCUUUAACGUCUGAAAGGCUCAAAAUCUGUUAGAAAGCCAGUUUUAUUAAACACGGGACACUUAUUAUUUAGGUAUUCAUAAUAGUCUCGAUAGUAGUUUGUAGAAACCGAGAUAGAGCCUCUAAUAACUAAAUUAUCCUUUUAUGUUUUUUUAAGAACGUCCCGAGAUUUUGUCGUGGUAAACGGUAAAAGGUGAGUAAUCUGCUUAUCCAUCUUUACCUUAAUUUUUUAUAUUGGGUUUUAAAGUCCUCUGCUUUGAGAAACGAUUGAAAUCCCUUAAUGACAAACUAGUGAAUGUAUUGAGGCAUCUGUGAUGAUAUAUAAAGCUAUUAAUAUGGUUUUUUAGGUCUGCCAACUAAUUUGAACUAAGAACCGACGGUUGGCCAGGCUAGGAAGACAUGAUUUAUUUUUUGCAUCCACUUUGGGUUGUGUGAUUACAUUCAUUAACAAUAUACUUUUAUUUCCUGUUUUUAUUCAUUUAUUUAUGGUUUGUUGCAGACAAUUGAUAUAUCGCCCGGUUGUUAAUAGGUAGGUGAUGUAAUCUUGCAGUUUGUACUUUAGAAACCACUUAAUAGGUUCUCACAAUUCCCAAGACGACAUCCAGAACACAACAGUAUCUGCAAAUUCCAGGCAAACAUCUUAAAGAGGUCUAGAAAUACCCGAAUAUAUCCACUCAUGUGACAGGAACUACGCUUAUUUAUUGUAACAAAAGAAAGAGUUCACAUAAGAAAAGAGUUCAACUCCCACAGGACUCACAGUAUUUGCCCUGGCGAAAAUGAGCGCACUUCAUAGCUGGCCUCAGGUUUGCUUGUCAGGAGACUAUUUCGAAAGCUGAUAAGGCGGAUACUCUGUAAAGAAAUAUAAAAAAAGUGUCAAAGGUUUUCAAAAAAGGACCUGGAAAUACCCGACUAUUUCGAACUACAGAUGUAAUGAAGGACUCUACAUUUUACUUUUUGUUAUAGCGGAAACAGCAGGUGUAGUUUGCAGGCGCACAGACAAAAUUGUGGUAAAAUGGUACGAUGCAGACAGAGGUGUACUAACAAUUAUCCAGUUCCUCAUGGCUAUCCAGAUUGCAGAGGAAAAUAUGAAGACGACACAUGCACAGUUCAUUGUAACAAUGAUUACAAACGCUUUGGAGACUCUAAAGUUUAUUGCAAAGGAGGAGUCUGGACAAGGCAAAAUGGGCAAGCUGCCUCAUCAAACUGCAAAUAUAUACGUGAGUACCAUAAGGGCAUAUUAGGCAUUUUGAAUAUUGUGUAGCGGAAUGAAAUUCGUCUUAAUAAAACUAAUUCACAUAGGUCAAAGAAGAACGCAUAACCUGCUUCGUCUCACUGCGAAGUUAUAGGUGCGUGUUAAUUUACUUGUUGAUUAUCGCAAAAUUUGGUUGUUCAAACGUUGGAUAGCCGCUUUUAAAAGCGGAUAAAUUAUGAUCCAGCGGACAUGUUCUCGUGACUAAUUGCCACUGGACAGAGAAUUAUUCACCUUUUGAACAAUGACUGGGACCAGACGAAUUUCGUUAGAUCAUUUCAAGGACAUGGCCUUUAUCAAAAAAAACCAAUACCGAAUUUCAAUGGCGUCCGUCGAAAAACGAUAUAUAUACUCUUAAUAAACUAUUCUUUUAGCCGAACGGUGACAACGUGUUUUGGUAUAGAGGUCUUAACUUUAUUAAGCCACGGCAAAUUCCUACUGAUCGUUUGGAAGGCAUAAUAGGUUUGAUACGUCCUUGGGAAAAAGCCACACACCAAAGAAAUAUUUACCAUAGGAACUUGCCAUUGAGUGAACCCAAGGGAAAAUAGAGUGUUUUCACUGACAUCACGGCGGCCAUAUUGGCGUCCCAAAACAAUGAAACGGCGACCAUGUUGGUGUCCCAAACCAGUCCUUUGGGAUUUGAAUUCUUUUCUUAUGGAAACGCUUUCUUUUUUUCCAAUAAAUUUGCAUAGAUGCUGGCCAAGUGAGUGAAAGCACUCUAUAGGUAGAGAGACGAUAAACACAGGAAAAUGGGAUAUCCCUAUGGGGACAAAAAGCUUGCUGCAAAUAAGUUAUGACUUGAACUCAUCUCUCCCAAAAAGUACCUGAGAGUUAAACGCCUUAACUCUGAAGGGUGCUAUGUAAUUCACGACGAUACCUUGAUCAUGUCUAUCCAAUCAUUUUUUUUUUUCAGCGACACUCGCCGGGGACGAUGUCGCGAGGCUUGUGAGGGAUAACAGCGGAAAAAGCAUCAACAGCAUGGCAGUAUUUUUAAGAAAUCACUUGGUCAAUACUUAUCCUACCCAAUAUUGGGUAGUUACCGUUUAUAGAGAUGUUACUGGUUAUGAUAAGCACGCUUUCUAUGCUUAUGAUCGAAAUCGUGUUAGCUAUAAGUUUAGACAUCAUGGUUUUAACUAUGUUGUCACUCGGUAUCCUAAACAUUCCGCUCGCCGUCCCAGUGUAUCAAUCAGCAGCGUAGUUGGCUCAAUAACUGGAGAUGACGCUAAAAGAGUUCGUGAUAGCAUUAAGAGUAAGUUUGAAGCACGUGGUCUAACGUAUACCACCAUACACGUGGUGAAAAGGAGAUGGAAAGGGUGGUGGUGGGAUACAUACGGAAUGACUCUAACCACAGCAUAUAAUAUACUUAGCAGGAACUAUUUCUGGAGAGAGUUCUCGAAUGUAAUAGUCAUUGUUGUAGCUCCUUAUUAA
This is a messenger RNA of Porites evermanni, 9873 nucleotides long. The record is from the annotation of a GenBank genome assembly. NCBI's taxonomy places the organism in Eukaryota, Metazoa, Cnidaria, Anthozoa, Scleractinia, Poritidae.